Molecule: messenger RNA, 2094 nt
Organism: Motacilla alba alba
Lineage: Eukaryota; Metazoa; Chordata; Aves; Passeriformes; Motacillidae
Gene: NKX3-1
Product: NK3 homeobox 1
Exons: 2
Coding region: 1-825 (274 amino acids)
Biological process (GO): cell differentiation; regulation of transcription by RNA polymerase II
Cellular component (GO): nucleus
Molecular function (GO): DNA-binding transcription factor activity, RNA polymerase II-specific; RNA polymerase II cis-regulatory region sequence-specific DNA binding
Source: RefSeq, a predicted model, not a curated record
AUGAGCGGCGGGGCGCGGCCGGGACGGCGGCAGAGCUCGGCCCGCAGCCCCCCGGCCAUGAGCGGCCCCGCCGGGGCAGCCCCGCAGCCCCGGGCCGGCCCCUCCCGGCCCCGCGCGUCCUUCCUCAUCCAGGACAUCCUCUGGGACGCGCCCGAGCGCGCCGCGAGCGCCGGGAACGCGGAGCGGGGAGCGGCCGGCGGGGAGAGCAGCGGGGCCAGCGGGGAGAGCAGCGGGGCCAGCGGGGAGAGCAGCGGGGCCAGCGGGGAGAGCAGCGGGGAGAGCAGCGGGGAGAGCAGCGGGGAGAGCAGCGCGGCCGGCGGGGAGAGCAGCGCGGGCAGCGCGGAGAGCAGCGGGGCCAGCGCAGCCCCGGCAGCGCCCCCCGCGGGCCCCCAUCCCCCGCGAGCCUCGGCGCCAGCCCCGGCACCCGGCACAGAGGCGCCGCUGGAGCCGCUCCUGCCCGACCGCGCCCCCGCCGUGCGCGCCGCGGCGCCGCCGCCUCCCCGGCCGGGCAAGCGCUCCCGAGCCGCCUUCUCCCACAGCCAGGUGAUCGAGCUGGAGCGCAAGUUCAGCCACCAGAAGUACCUGUCAGCCCCGGAGAGAGCUCACCUGGCGCGGCACCUGCAGCUCACCGAGACCCAGGUGAAGAUCUGGUUCCAGAACAGGAGGUACAAGACCAAGAGGAAACAGGUGGUGGCCGGGAUGAGCCGCUGGGACUCGCGCCAGGAAGCGCCAGAAUUCCCGGGAAUGUCGCUGCUGGCGCUCAGGGGCGCCUGGCCCUACCUGCCCUGCCUGUACUACGUCAAUUCCUGGAGCCCCUCCUGGUAGAAAUGGCUUUUUUGGGGUGGUUUUUCCAUAAAUCCAGAGGGGAGGGAUUGCGGCGCCAGCGUUUCCUAGUGGCAGCGUGAAACUGUGUCACCACUAACGCUGAAAUGAGUGAAAAAGAGCCCGACAUUUCAUGGCAGCGCUCUGGGAAUCCUCGGGGCAGCCCAUCCCUGGCAGUGCCCAAAUCCAGGCUGGAGCUGAGGGCGCCGGGCCCUUCCUGCCCUGCCUGAACCGCGUCAGCUCCUGCAGCCCUCCUGGCAGAAACUGCAUUUUUGGGUGGGAAAGAUCUGAUUUUUCCCCUUAGUUUGGGGUGGUUUAACCCUGUGUGGCUCUCGCUAGACCCGAUUAGGGGUGGGAUUUCCAGUGGCAGAACAAACUCUCCGGCCACUAACACCGAAACAACCAAAAGAAGCCCAAAACGUUAAUAGCAAUUAAUUCGGGUUUGAUUGCAGCGCUCUGGGAAUUCCCGGGGAAUCCGUGGCUGCUCCAGCCCUGGCAGGGCCCAAAUCCAGGCUGCAGCUCAGGGCACCUGGCCCUACCUGCCCUGAAGAAUUCUUGGAGCCCCUCUUGGGUUUUUUGGGAGGAAAAUAUCCAGUUUUUCCUUCAAUCCAGAGGGGAGGGAUUGGCAGCAGUGGCAGCUCGAAGCUUGCUCCUCACUAACACUGAAAUAACCAAAGAAAACAGUCCACAAUUUUCAUUCCACUUAAUUCAGUGUUGGAUUGCAACGCUCCGGGAAUUCCCAGGGAAUCCGUGGCUGCUCCAGCCCUGGCAGUGCCUAAAGCUGGCCUGGCUGGGGCUUGGAGCCCCUCCUGGUAGAAACUGCAUUUUGAGGUGGAAAAUAUCACUUUUUCCCUAAAUUUGGGGUGGUUUAACCCCGUGUGGCUCUCCCUGGAGCAGGUUAGGGGUGGGAUUUUCAGCGGCAGCACAAACUCUCUGGCCGCUAACACCGAAACAACCGAAGAGAUUUUAAUAUCAGUUAAUUCAGGUUUUGAUCGCAGCGCUCUGGGAAUUCCCGGGGAAUCCGCGGCUGUCCCAUCCCUGGAAGUGCCCAAAUCCCGUCGCCAGCCGGAGGUGCCCCGGGUGCCACCCCGGGAGGGACAAUGGGGCGGUGACAGACGAGCUUUGCAUAUCCGGGAGUGGGCCCGGGCUGGCCGGGCGGGAGCGGGGCUGGCAGAGCGGCCGAUCCCCGCUGCAGGGGGAAUUCGGGGGUCGCGCUCGUGGUUUUCCACCCCGAUCACCCCAGGAUUCCAUGGAUCAGCCCAAUUCCCAGCG